This is a messenger RNA of Cercospora beticola, 753 nucleotides long. RefSeq lists its product as uncharacterized. The record is from RefSeq and is a predicted model, not a curated record. NCBI's taxonomy places the organism in Eukaryota, Fungi, Ascomycota, Dothideomycetes, Mycosphaerellales, Mycosphaerellaceae.
AUGCAGUUCUCCGCGCUCAUCGUCGGCGCUUUCGCAUUCUCGGCUUUUGCAGCCCCUCAGUCGACUUCCACUUCUCCGUCGACUGAGUUGGCCGUCGCUGUCUCGAGCCUGUCGAGCAUCGGCAAGCCACAAGUCACUCCCUCGGCUGUGGACAUCAGCGACCCAUACCCAGACUUCACCGCUCUCAUUCGAAACGUGCAAGUCCCAGGCGAUGGCUUCGCCCAUCUCGCCGACGAUGGCGUAUUCCGCUUCUACGCCCCCAACGGCACUGUCCUCCACGCCAUCCCUUUCUCCAACGCUCAGAUCCGCUCCCUGCUCGAAAUCCGCCCUCCAGUCUGGGAACCCUACCGCAACGAGCUAGAGCGUAUAUUCGAGAACAUUGAUGGCAACACCGUGGACGCUACUGAGCACGACGUCCUCCUUAACCCACCCGUCAACCUCAAGCCAGCAGUCUUCGGCGGCCCAGAUCACGCAAUGCCAGAGCUCGACGCCAAGCUUGAGGAUCUGAUCAAGACCAAGAAGAUCGACGCUACCUCUGUCGAGCAGAAGCACUUCGCUUUCGCUAAGUCCAUCAACAUCGGCGAAGACCAGACUGUCGACCCGAGGUUCCAGACUAAGGUCGACCUCAACAUGAAGCCGGGAUUGUGGUGCUUGGGUCAGCUCUGCUCCAGCCAUGAGGGCUGCCGAAUCAUGGGCUGUCAGGCUUGCUCCUAUGUCGAUGCGGUUCUCUCGAAGAUCAAGGUUUGUUUCUGA